AUGGGCUCAGAUUCAGCGAUGGUGGAGCAAACGAGCAGCACAAACAGCACUGACAUGCUCCCCGGCGACUCCAUCGAUUCAGCAGACAUGGACAUGGACAUGGACGCUUCUACGACUCCCGGCUCCCCGAACUCAGCCGGGGAUAAAAUGGAUAUCGCCUGGUGUAAGACCCCCUCCGGACACAUCAAGAGACCGAUGAACGCUUUUAUGGUUUGGUCACAGAUCGAGAGGCGUAAAAUUAUGGAGCAGUCGCCAGACAUGCAUAACGCAGAGAUUUCCAAGAGGCUGGGCAAACGCUGGAAACUUCUGAAAGACAGCGACAAGAUCCCCUUCAUCCGGGAGGCUGAGCGACUGAGACUGAAGCACAUGGCCGAUUAUCCGGACUAUAAGUACCGGCCGCGAAAGAAGGUAAAGUCCUCCAGUGCCAAGGCGGGAGAAAAAGGGGAAAGAGUUAGUGGCAGCAGUGGCUCGAAGUGCUCUUCAAAAAGGAGCUAUAGUGCAAAGUCCCUCGGCAGGACAAACAAGAAGUCCACAGCGCAAGAGCAACCAUCUCAGCCCGUCCCUGCAGACCACCACUCUCUCUACAAAUCCAGGUCAGUCUCAGCUGCGAAGCAAAUACCAGACAAGACAGCAAAACGCUCGCACGUCUUUGUAGGAGGCAGCCACGAGAGUAGCCCACCCUCAGUGACUGUACCAGCGAGUCCUACUCUCAGCAGCUCUGCGGAGUCCAGUGACCCGCUGAGCCUAUACGAGGACGGGGUAGCCAACGGAAAGGAGGGCGCGGAGUCACCCAGCGCUUUGUCGGCUGCUCGCUACAAGUACACACGGGCAUGCUCUCCGACACCCUCCGCCUCUCACUCUUCCUCCUCACAGUCCUCAUCCUCUGAUGAAGAAUUUGAGGACGACCUGCUGGACCUUAACUCGAGCCCCGGUUUUGACAGCAUGUCUCUCGGCAGCAUCGGCUCCGCAGCUCUAGACAGAGAUUUGGAGUUUAAUAUUGAGUCGGGGUCUGGCUCUCACUUUGAGUUCCCCGACUACUGCACCCCCGAGGUUAGCGAAAUGAUUUCAGGGGACUGGCUUGAGUCGACCAUAUCCAACUUAGUGUUCACUUACUGAGCGACAUAAAUGAUGCCUUUUGCGAAACUAAAGUUUAUGAAGCUUGUGAAAUGUCUUUAUGACUACCGUAAAGAUUAGUUGGAUUGGAAUGUCCUACUGAAGCAAGCCAAAAUAUAAUGUUAACUACGUGAUUCGUGGUGUUUAAAACAAGCAUCAGAUAGCCUACUGUGGGUGUUCCACUGACAAGAGCGCAGAUGAAAUAUGCUUAGCUUGCUUGUUUGGUGAAUGAGAAGAGGGACGGCUGAAGGAUUGUCUUGUUGAAGCGCGCUCGAUGUGGAGACAGAGGAAGACAUUGCGUGAUAGCGAGUUCAGGUUGUCCGCGUGUACCAUCUGAACUUCAAAGGGGACAAACAUUUUUUGUAGAUCUCCGGUUAAAUGACAUUCUAAAGCGCCGAAAUACCGAUUUUAUUAAUGCGCAUUGGAUUUGUUAACAAGCAUUUUAGGCUUAAAAACAUUAAAAAAAAACAGAAUCGCAUGCUCUCGCUGAGGUUUAUGUAAGGCUGUCCAGCAGUGUACCAGUAACUAAUGUUAAUUUGAUAAGAACAGCUGCGCGAGAUAUGACGCAAAAAGGAUCACGAUCACCAGCUUCUCCUGUUAACAUGACUUCAGGAUUCAAACGCAACUCAGAUGAUUCAACUUUCUACACUACAAAUCAGGACCAAAACUCAUCAGAGGAGCGUUUUCUCCCUCUCUUGCCUUUUACUUUUUUCCAUCCUCGUGUUCUCUCCUUUGUAUCUUUUCUGUGCUCAGAUGACAUUUUUAUAUUGACAUAUUUAUACUGGCCAAACAUUUUUUACGUUAAAAUAUUGUUCUUGUUGGUCUGUUGUGUAGCUUACACAUGCACAUGUCCGUCUCAGUCACGGAAGGGCUAGAAUUGUAUCGUUUUAUUUAAUUGAUGACCUCUCACACGGAAAGGAGAUUAAAUGUUUCAUUAUUUUCUACGUGUAUUUUUGUACAAAAACUAUCGAGGGGGUGUCAAUCGGUGAAUAUCGCUGUUUGGAUUUCCGAUUUUUAAGAACAGGGGGUUGGGUUGUCUCAGAAUCUGCCCCCUAACCAUGUUUACAGUGUCAAUCCACAGGCUUCUUAAAGACACAGUAUCUUAAUUUUGACAACUUAGCAUUAUGAGCGCGCAUUGAGAGGUGUUGUAUGUAGCGGCAGCGAUGUCUGCAAUUUAUUGCGUCCUAUUGGAGGAUACUGUACCUUUUGAAUAACUGUUUCUUUGUGCUUUUAUAGUGAAACGUUCGGUUUUAACCACUGGAUGGAAUUACAAAUACAUUCAAAAUGCCUAUGAGUUCGCGAACAAUGAAGUACUGCUUCACCCAUAAUUGUAUAAGUAUAUUUAAUCUUUUUCUACUUGUUGGCUAAAUGUAGCUAAUUGUUUUAGUAUAUUAUGGCAUGGCGAAUAGCAUUUUGUAUUUCUGAUUCAGGUUUAUGUAGAGCUGUUGUGUUUAAGACAAAGCAUCAACGUGAAGAUUUCUAUGUACAUUGACUGUAUUAUAAGCAAA
This is a messenger RNA of Chanos chanos (milkfish), 2621 nucleotides long. It is a transcript of the gene sox4a, whose product is annotated as SRY-box transcription factor 4a. The transcript is spliced from 2 exons. Gene Ontology annotation, biological process: brain development; negative regulation of transcription by RNA polymerase II; positive regulation of transcription by RNA polymerase II. The record is from RefSeq and is a predicted model, not a curated record. Gene Ontology annotation, cellular component: nucleus. Gene Ontology annotation, molecular function: DNA-binding transcription activator activity, RNA polymerase II-specific; RNA polymerase II cis-regulatory region sequence-specific DNA binding. Lineage: Eukaryota; Metazoa; Chordata; Actinopteri; Gonorynchiformes; Chanidae. Bases 1 to 1116 code for a protein of 371 amino acids.